This is a messenger RNA of Fusarium venenatum, 1926 nucleotides long. Its product is annotated as Mysoin-binding motif of peroxisomes-domain-containing protein. Gene Ontology annotation, biological process: cell-cell adhesion. The record is from RefSeq and is a predicted model, not a curated record. Gene Ontology annotation, cellular component: plasma membrane. NCBI's taxonomy places the organism in Eukaryota, Fungi, Ascomycota, Sordariomycetes, Hypocreales, Nectriaceae. Gene Ontology annotation, molecular function: myosin binding.
AUGGAGCCAGUAGUAUAUGAAGAGACCCCGUUCGCCGACUACCUCAAAGGUGAGGAAGCUCUCUCCCGGUCCCACGGGGUAUUUCCUUUUUCUUCGCAACCAUCUAACAUUGUCCGAGAUGAGGGAGAUGAGUCGCAGGCCGACUGGGCGCCUGGUAUAAUAACACCCGAACAUGAAUCGUCGGCAGGCCGUUCCAGUCCUUCGCCCCCCUCGAGCCCUUCUCCGUUCGCGCCCACUGGUAGACCCUUGGUGAAGCCGAGGUUUCGAAACAAAGCUCCAAAUGCGCUUCAAUUAAAAGUUCCUCAGCAACAAUCGGGGCUGCGAUCUGCAAGUGGAAAAUACUCGGCCGCGGUAGCAGCGAGUAUCGAUCGGGCUGACAACGCCAAAUUCCUCGAACAAUUCCGAUAUACGAUCAUCGCCUCGCAGCUUCUGAGUGGUCAUUCUGGACUAGGACAAUCGCAAAUUGGCGGCGGAGGACCAAGCCCGUCGUCGAGCAACCAAGAUUUGAUUUUGUCUACCGAAGGAUUUAUCGCAUCGAUCCUUGCAGCACUGGCUGUUGCGGUGGUGCUGAGCUGGGUUCUCGGAAGUGGAGUGAGCAAGAAAAGACUCAUAUUUCUGCUCCUCUUAUGCGCAGCUGCAGCUCUUCUGGGCCAGGUUUACAUGAAGCGCCAAUGGUUGCGCUAUCGAAGGUCGCAAUCGCUUUCCGAAAUCACCUCUUUCGUUGAGCACUCUCACAAUUUCGACAGUGCGACUGGAGCAGCUCUAUCUCUGAUACAAGAGGUAGAGUUAGUCUCCCGAGGCUACCGACUUAGCGCUCCUCUGCCACCAAUAAGCCGUAUAGAAGAUCGUACACAGACACGAAGAUGUGUCAGGUUGCGCAAAGCUUUGAGGCACUCUUUUGCCGAAGUUCUCGCUUCUUACAAUCAAGUUUGCACGGUUGUCAAUGGGUUUGCGGAACAAACGGAUUUGGAAAAAUACUACGAUAUAUACGACAUCACCGAUUUCGACAUGUCUGACGCUCGCCAGGGUCUCACCGAUGAAGAUCUGGAAGAUCCCGAAUCAUUAAGAACCCUCAAGAUUCUUGCUGCGCGUUUCUCUACUAUUCGAAAACUAUUUCUUUGCGCCCUUCUAGCUCUGGAUGCCGAGAGCGACGCGAAUGAUUUACUCCGCUGGACUACAGCGGUAGAAUCGCUUUUGAGCUUAAAUAACUCAACUCAAGCGGCACAUUCUAGAUUGCAAGGCAUCCUUAGCGAGGAAGACAAUUUCCCAUCUCCUCCGACACCGAUGAAUGCUCUUACACCAGGACGGGAACGUUGGCGGGCCCAACUUCGGAAGCUCGGCUCCCUUUCAACUGGAAUCAGAGGCUUGCAGGCCAAGCUACAACUGCUUCGAGAGGAAUCCGAUAGAAGUCUGAACGACUCAAGCGAUAUUUCAGAGCUUGGUCCGAAUCUCAUGUCGCAAUACGAGUCCAUUGGCAUGGAUCUGAAAGAACUAAUGUCGGCGUGGGAAGAGGGCAAGGCAGCUCUAGCGCUCGGUAUCGAUAGAAACGAAAAGAGGCUGUCGUCUAUGAGUACCUUGCUAUCGCCUGUAAGCUCUCUCAGCGGUCUCACGACUGUGGAUGAGAACGGCGGGACUGCUGCUGCGCUCAAGGCCCUGACAGGAGAGUCUCCUCCGAGCUCUGACUAUGCUGGUUCCACUGAGCAAGAUUCACCAGAAGUAUUUGAAGCCGUCGCCCUACCUCGACCACGGAGUAUGCUCACCAGGGAAGAGAGGAUAGCCAAGGUUCGCGAGGAACGAGAGCAAAAGGUCAUUGCCCGACAACAUGUCGAUGCUACCAAGGGCAUGCUCCGUGAACUGGAGACGGUCAUCAACUUACGGCCACGAACUCGUGCAAGUGCGCCAGCGGCGCGAAUUCCGUCUUUGUAG